Messenger RNA from Synchytrium microbalum, 951 nucleotides. RefSeq lists its product as uncharacterized. Bases 1 to 951 code for a protein of 316 amino acids. NCBI's taxonomy places the organism in Eukaryota, Fungi, Chytridiomycota, Chytridiomycetes, Synchytriales, Synchytriaceae. The transcript is spliced from 5 exons. The record is from RefSeq and is a predicted model, not a curated record.
AUGAACAAGAGUUUAAGAGUAGUCAGUCUGCUACCUUCAGCUACCGAAACGCUCACCGUUAUUUCCAAGGCAGCGGCGUCCUUACUAGUGGGACGGUCACAUGAGGAUGACUAUCCAAAAUCCAUCACACAUCUGCCAAUUCUAACUGGAAGUCGCAUUCAGUUCACUGCAGCCGAAGUGGAUAAACAAGUCUCAAGUGAGAUCGGAUCGGGUAGAAGUCUAUAUAACCUUGAUGUCGAGAUGUUGAAGAGCCUGAAGCCAGAUAUUGUCCUGACGCAGGACUUGUGUGAAGUUUGUGCGAUUGACCUUGUUACAGUUGAACGAGUCGCCAAGCAAAUGAACCCAAUACCAAACAUAAUAUCCUUAAAUCCACAGUCUCUCGACGAAGUCCUAAACGAUAUCUUGGUUGUGAGUAGAGCAAUCGGUAUGGAAGAAGCUGGAAGCAAGUGUUGGUCUGAUUUGACCCAACGCAUCCAAACUGCUGUCGGUCGGGCAGACAAAUUCCUAGCUUCGUCCCAAAGGAAGAAUGUCGCUUUUAUAGAAUGGUCAGACCCAAUUUUCAUCGGCGGACAUUGGACUCCUCAGCUCAUCCAUAUGGCUGGAGGCAGUCAUCCGCUUAACCCAACCAAAAAUGCUACAAGUGGAGCUGGAAAAUCGUUUAGAAUUACGCAUGAACAACUCGUCGCAUCCAAACCAGAAGUCUUGAUAAUAGCGCCAUGCGGCUUGAAUCUUGAAGAAACCAAACGGGAAACUGCAUUGUUACAAGCAAUGCCUGUUUGGCAGCAACUGAAGAAAACCGUUACGCAAGUGGCUCUUGUGGAUGGAAAUGCAUUCUUCAACCGCCCAGGACCGAGACUAGUAGAUGCUCUGGAGUUCCUAGUAGGAUAUCUCACCAACUCAGUAGAGACCAUACCCGAAACAUUCACAUGGGAAGAAAUAAAAUCUUUCUGA